Cladophialophora yegresii CBS 114405 is the source of this 2124-nucleotide messenger RNA. RefSeq lists its product as uncharacterized. NCBI's taxonomy places the organism in Eukaryota, Fungi, Ascomycota, Eurotiomycetes, Chaetothyriales, Herpotrichiellaceae. The record is from RefSeq and is a predicted model, not a curated record. The transcript has a single exon. Gene Ontology annotation, cellular component: nucleolus; Noc2p-Noc3p complex; nucleoplasm. Gene Ontology annotation, biological process: ribosomal large subunit biogenesis. Bases 1 to 2124 code for a protein of 707 amino acids.
AUGGGAAAACAAGCCAAAUCGACUAAGAAGUUUGAGAAAAAUCAACUCAAGGGAACGAUUGAACGGAGGAAAGAAUUCGCAAAGAUCAAACAGCGACACCAGCAAAAGGCAAAGAAGAAACAAAGAGCAGAGAAGAGAUCGAAGCCGGCGGACGAAGAUGGAGAGUCUAAUGAUGAGGCACUUGGAGAAGAGCAAGCGGACAUGAAUGAGGACGAGUUCUUCCAAGAAACGUUGGACAUCCCCGAACCCGAGACCAAGGCAACACCGAAGAGCAAUGGUGUCAAGCGCAAGAGAAACAAUCUCGCCGAUUGUGAAGAAGGCGCAGACUCAGAGGUUGAUGAAGAAGAUGGCGAUGAGGCUGGAAUCAAUAUGGCCGCGCUGGCUGAGAAAGACCCUGAGUUCUACAAAUAUCUGAAGGAAAACGAUGCCGAGCUGCUGGAAUUUGACGAAGACGAUGACCUGGCUGCGGUGGAUGAUCUUAGUGACAACGAACCGCCAGCAAAGAAGCAGAAAACCAUGGGUGGUGAUGUCGAGGAUACUGAUGCUCCCGACGACGUGACCUUGGUCAUGGUGGAGAAGUGGAAGUCUUCCUUGGCCGAACAAUUCUCCAUCAGAGCUCUCCGUCAAGUUGUCCUAGCAUUUCGUGCGGCUGCGCACGCGGACGACGAAGAGGACAUGGUCUUCAAAUACAACAUACCCAGUCCCGAGGUGUACCACGAAGUUUUGAUGACAGCCCUCAAGCAGGUCCCGCAGGUCCUGUCCCACCAUCUCCCCGUCAAAGAGACUGCUACUGGGAAACUGCGCAUUCCCACCGACUCCCCGAAAUUCAAGACUCUAGCACCAUUGAUCAAGUCGCACGCGUCAUCCUUGCACUACUUGCUCGGCCACUUGUCGGACACCAAGACUCUGCGGUUGACGUUGGAGUCUUUUGAGCCGCUUUUACCAUAUCUACUUCAGUUCCGCAAGUUCCUGAAAGUCAUCACGAAAGCAGUUGCAGCCAUUUGGUCUGACAAUUCGUCUGACGAAGCAACUCGGAUCCAGGCAUUUUUAGUCAUCCGGCGGCUUAUGGUCAUUGGUGAUGCUGGGAUCCGCGAAGCUGUACUCAAGUCGACCUACGAGGGUGUUGUGAAGGGGAGCCGGAAUACGACCAUCCACACCCUGGCAGGGAUCAACUUAAUGAAGAACUCGGCAGCCGAGAUCUGGGGAAUUGACCAAAAAGUCAGCUACACAACUGGCUUUACGUUCAUUCGGCAACUAGCCAUCCAUCUCCGGGGGAAUAUCACAAAACCCACCAAGGACUCGUACAAGACCGUCUACAACUGGCAGUUUGUUCACUCUCUAGAUUUCUGGUCUCGGGUCCUGUCUACUCACUGCACCUCGGUGCUUGAAACCCAGAAUGGCAAACCUUCACAGCUCCGGCCUCUGAUCUAUCCAGUGGUACAAGUUACGCUCGGCACACUGCGUCUGAUACCCACUUCCACAUACUUCCCACUUCGUUUUCAGCUCAUGCGCUCUCUCCUGCGCAUUUCACAGGCAACGGAGACCUACAUUCCCUUGUCGGCUGCCCUGAUAGAGGUUUUGAACUCGGCGGAGAUGAAGAAGCCCGCAAAAGCCGCAACAUUGCGACCGCUCGAUUUUGCCUCCAACAUCAGAGCACCGACAUCCUAUCUGAAGAGCAAGAUCUACCAAGAUGGCGUCGGCGAACAAGUGGUUGAACUACUUUCGGAGUUCUUCGUGCUAUGGACCAAGAGUAUCGCCUACCCUGAACUGCAGCUACCCGUAACUGUCAUGCUCAAGCGCUGGAUAAAAGCAGCUUCUAAAACUAGCGGAAAUAGGAACUCCAAGCUCACCCAAGCCGUCGCCCUACUCGUUCAAAAGUCUGAGACAAAUGCCAAGUGGAUUGAAGAGCGGAGGAACAAGAUCAACUUCUCACCCAAAGACAGGACUGAAGUUGAGGCUUUCCUGAAAGAUGUGCAGUGGCAAGACACGCCGCUGGGAGCAUUUGUCGUGUCACAGAGGAAGUUGAGGGAUGACAGGAGGAAGGUCCUGGAACAAGGCCGGAAGGAGCAGGAACGACGCAAAAACACCAAGGACAGUGAUGAGAGUGAUAUUGAGAUCGCUUGA